Molecule: messenger RNA, 7527 nt
Organism: Dromiciops gliroides (monito del monte)
Lineage: Eukaryota; Metazoa; Chordata; Mammalia; Microbiotheria; Microbiotheriidae
Gene: CREB1
Product: cAMP responsive element binding protein 1
Biological process (GO): regulation of transcription by RNA polymerase II
Cellular component (GO): ATF4-CREB1 transcription factor complex; nucleus
Molecular function (GO): cAMP response element binding; DNA-binding transcription factor activity, RNA polymerase II-specific; protein binding
Source: RefSeq, a predicted model, not a curated record
GGCUCCCUGGCUGCGGCUCCUCAGUCGGCGGCGGCUGCUGCUGCCUGUGGCCCGGGCGGCUGGGAGAAGCGGAGUGUUGGUGAGUGACGCGGCGGAGGUGUAGUUUGACGCGGUGUGUUACGUGGGGGAGAGAAUAAAACUCCAGCGAGAUCCGGGCCGCGAACGAAAGCAGUGACGGAGGAGCCAGUACCACCGGUAACUAAAUGACCAUGGAAUCUGGUGCAGAGACCCAGCAGAGUGGCGAUGCAGCUGUAACGGAGGCAGAAAAUCAACAGAUGGCUGUACAGACACAACCACAGAUUGCAACAUUAGCACAGGUUUCUAUGCCAGCAGCUCAUGCAACUUCUUCUGCUCCCACAGUGACCUUAGUGCAGCUCCCUAAUGGGCAAACCGUUCAAGUCCAUGGAGUUAUUCAGGCAGCCCAGCCAUCAGUUAUUCAGUCUCCACAAGUCCAAACUGUUCAGAUUUCUACUAUUGCAGAGAGUGAGGAUUCACAGGAAUCAGUAGAUAGUGUCACAGAUUCUCAAAAAAGAAGAGAAAUUCUUUCAAGGAGACCCUCCUACAGGAAAAUUUUGAAUGACUUAUCCUCAGAUGCACCUGGAGUGCCAAGGAUUGAAGAAGAAAAGUCUGAAGAGGAGACUUCAGCACCAGCCAUCACAACUGUGACGGUGCCAACUCCAAUCUACCAGACUAGCAGUGGGCAAUACAUUGCCAUUACCCAGGGAGGAGCAAUACAAUUGGCUAACAAUGGCACAGACGGGGUACAAGGCCUGCAGACCUUAACUAUGACAAAUGCAGCUGCCACUCAGGCCAGCACCACCAUCCUGCAGUAUGCACAAACCACUGAUGGGCAACAGAUCCUCGUACCUAGCAACCAGGUUGUUGUGCAAGCUGCCUCUGGAGAUGUACAAACAUACCAGAUUCGAACGGCACCCACCAGUACCAUUGCACCUGGUGUUGUUAUGGCUUCAUCCCCAGCACUUCCUACCCAACCUGCAGAAGAGGCAGCACGAAAGAGAGAAGUUCGUCUCAUGAAGAAUAGGGAAGCAGCACGUGAGUGCCGUAGGAAGAAAAAGGAAGAUGUGAAAUGUCUAGAGAACAGAGUGGCUGUGCUUGAGAACCAAAACAAGACACUGAUUGAAGCGCUGAAAAGCUUAAGGACCUUUACCUGCCACAAAUCGGAUUAAUUGGGGGAUGGAUUUCAUUUCACUUCCUAAGGUGGAGAAAAUGACUGGUUAGUCCACAGCCAGAAAGACAAAGGUAACUUUUUAUUUUCUAAACAGUUCUCUUUUUUCUAUGCGCAAAACUGCCUGAAAGCAACUACAGAAUUUCAAUUCAUCUGUGCGUUGCAUUAAACGUGAAUAUUCAAACACCUGCCUCCACUCUCCCCACCCUAAGAAAUUGUCAUCUUCCUGAUCAUGAAGAUGAGACUUCUGGUUUUUUAUCCCCUCUUCAACUCUUCAAGGAGUGAUAAUGUGUUCAUGUUGUUUGAAUUGUUGGGGGAAAGUGAGAAGAAUUUUUUUUUUAUUAAUUUCAAGGGGUUUGUGCUGAGCUCCUUGAUUGCCUUAGCAACAGAAAUCUCCCCCUCCCUCCUCUCUCAUCUCCCCUCCCCCCCCAGCCUCUUGAAGUACCGGUGUGGACUGAAUGCAGAAAGUAAGUAAGGUGCAAUGAAGAAGUGAUGAUUGCCAAUUGACCUGUAUCAUUGAAAUUAUUAUAAAUUUGUUGCUAAUGAUAUAUCCCAAAAGGAGGGAUUUAUAUAUAGAAAAAAAAAUUAGGGGAAUUAAUUCAAAGAGGUUUCUUGUGUAUGUUCUAUUCUCUAAUUUCUGCAGUGCUAAAAACUUGUUCAUACCUGUCAAGGCAUUUUGGGGCUGGCUUUUCUUUUAGGUCACCUCCCUUCUUAAAUUGCAAUUCUCUUUGUAUUUUGGAAUACAUUUAAUGAAGGUCACCAAGUGAAUGGUAUAUAGCAUGGCCUUUGGAUCAAAAGUGAAGUCAAAGUUAACCAAUACAGGUGUGAAGAGCUUUUUACUUAAGGCAUAUUAAUUUUUAAUGAAGAGAACUGUUUAAAAGAAAUAGAAUAGACCCUUUAUAUUAAAACAGAGGUUUUUAUGAAUAUUCAUGUCCGUGGCUUCAGAACAGUAAUCAUUUACUAUUUUUUAAAAAAUUCAAUACCUGCUCUUCCCUCUGCACUUAACAUUUUAUCAUUACCAAAAAAGCCUUCAAGAUGCUAAAGAGAGAAAAAUGAAAUACUAUAUUAAUGAAAAUAAAAUGUGUUGUAGGAAAAAUGAAAUUAAUUACACAAUAGCCCAUUUUAAGUAUAAAAUUUACACAAGGUGAAUUUUAUUAGUGAAAGCUAUAAAAAUGUUAUAAGAACAUUCUGAAACGCAUUCAGUGUUCAUUUAUGCAUGCAUUUUUUUUUCCAGUGCAGUGUCUAAGAGUGAAUUCUAUUAUAGUGUUUGGGUUUCAUUCAUGUAAACGUACUCACAUGCUCAUUCAAACCACCAAAGUCCUGAAUUUAUGUUUUUGCCUUAAAAGGUUAAUUAUGCUUCAGGGCUUCCAUAUGGCAUGUGAUCUUUGUCAUUUGAUAAAGUAACUGCAUGUCUAAACUCCCUAAUAAGAAAUGUAUGGCUUGUGAGCAUAUCUCACAAUAAUUAUAUCUAAUAAUUCUUUGAGGUAUUCAUUGCUAAAUUAUUUCACUAAAUCUACCCCGAAAUAAAAUUAAAAUUCACCUUGUUAAAGAAGGUAUAAUUCAUAUCAAUGUAGAAUAAUUUUAAAAACACUGGCUUAAGAUCAUUGUCACAGUAUUUGCGUUAUGAUUUUGCAUUCAGUUUUAUAAGAGAGUUUAAGAAAUGCUAAAAAGUGUAGGAUUUGAUGUUUUUGUCUUAGGUCAUCACCAUUUGAAAUCAAAUUGUAUAGACUGUUUACUAUCAAAUGCAAAAGUCAUGUCGGCUUUCUACUGGAUCAAUUUUGAAAAGCAAUAUUUUCAAGCUAUAAAUGGCUUUAUUAUCAUAGCAGUGGGGGGGUUGUUGGUUUUUUAAUGUAAACAGAGUGGGGGAACCAUCAAUUAAAGAAUGUAGCUUUUAAAGUGAUAUAGCUAUAAAUGUGGAUGCAUUCACCAAAUUCUCAAGGCUUUCAAACAGCUUAAAAAGUCUAGUGUUUCUACCUGACUGAGCUACUUGGAACAAAUAAUGUAAUUUUUUUAAUGGCUAUUUAGUGUACAAUGUGUCAUUCCUCAACAUUUGCCACAAUGAAGAAAUUGAGGGAAUUCAUGGAUUUGUUUUCAUGGCAAAAUUAUUUCUUAUUGCUUAAUUGAUGUCAAAUAGGAAUUCCAUUAAAAAUUAUUUACAAACUGUAAAUAGCCAGUGCCUAGAAAAUUGAUUCUCCCCUCUAAAGAUAUAUUUUACAAAAAAUUGGUACUUUUCAGUUUAUAUUGAAAGUUAGUUGACAGUUUGCCUAUUUUUUCCUGGUAAAUAAUGACAGUCUGGUUAAUAUUAUUUAUUGGGUUAUGAAGAAUGACCUGGCUCUUUUCUCCUUAAAGGUAGUAACACUGAAUUGAAAUCAUCAAUAAAGUAGUGAGGAGAAAGGAUUGUAUGCUCUUAAAAUGAAUCUACUGUAGAUCCUUGGAUAUAUUUGAGGACUUCAGUUUCCACAAAUAGAAAUCAGGCUACUUUUCUUCUGGUUGUUUUUUAAAACAGAAUUUGUUUGGUUGUUCAACCAUAUAACUGAGAAUUAAGGAAUUUAGAUAUUUUCAUUUAGAAAGUAACUUUUUAAUAAGAAACCCACAUUGAAAUCAUUUUUAACCAAGAAUACAUGUGGCUACCAAUAAUAGAUGCUUUACUCUUCAUUUUGGCCAAAAGGGAAAGAAAACAUAGGAAUCUGUAUAUAUGUUGUAGAAAAUAGCAAAAUUGAUAUUGCUCACUUUGCAAAUUAGGGCUUGUUGGCACUUUUAUCUGUAGGACAGAUUAAGUCUAAUAAAAACUAAGUGUGGGGGGGAUUUUUUUAUAUCUUAAAAGUUAUGCGUUUGGGGGCUUUGGUAGGGUUUAACAGAAGGGCAGGUUAGAAAGGGCUAGAUCCAUUAUGUUCACAGUACAAAAAUUUGGUUUCAAAAUUUAUUUUAUUUUCAUUAUUUUACAAAUAAAAGUACCAGGCUGACAGUUGUGAUAUUGUCAGAGGUGCUCUGUUAAUUUAGAUAUUCUUGGAAAAAUACAUAUGUAUAAUAUAUGUACAUAUAUAUAUAUACACACAGUAUAUAAUCUGAAGCUCUGAGAGCUCUUAAGUCAGGAAUGCUGAGUAUUAUAGUCUAUUGAGGUCAGAUACAGCUCGUACAUUUUUGUGUGCUGUUGCAUCCCUUUUGGUAGUGUUUGGAUUGUGUUAUUCCAGCACUCGUGAUUGCAUUUUUUAUGUUCUAAUUACUCUUCCAACUAUUUUGUUUCUUUUUUAUUGUUAGUUAUCUUAGGCUGAUUCUUAUAAAUUAUGUUUGUACUUGCCUGAAAACUUCCCCCCAAAGUAUUCAAUUAUUUUUGUGCUUUGUCUCUGGCAGCUAUAACAGUGGUUUAAAAAAAAAUUGGAAGAUUUCUUUGAAAAAGAACCACUGAUUUUCUUAACCAUUCUGGGGAGGGAUUCGAGAGUUUCAUUUAGGCAGGAUGUUCUCAGAAAUGGUGUUUUGAUGAUAAGUUGGCAACAUUGCUAUUAUCUGAAAGCACAAUUCCAGUCAGGCAGGCUGUCCAAGGGGAAGUCAUCUGGCUGACAUUCUCUCUUCUCUUCUCAGGCCCAAUCCCCACUUGGGUACUAUACCUACCAGUAGAGGUGAUAUUUGGAAUCAUGCAAAGGCUUAGGAAGAAACAACAGUGUUUGGUUUAACAAGGAUACUUUACUUACUUGAAGUGUUUUUUAACCCAGAUUUUUCUUUAUGUACAUUAAAUCAGUUUUUAUUUUAGGAGCAGUAGUAGCCAGUCACCAGCUCAAACUGGGCUGUAGUUAUUUACAAAUCGUAAAGGUUAUUUCAUUUUGCAAUUUAAGCCUAGUAUCUUAAAGUUAAAUUUUGAAGUCAUUUCAGGGUUCAGGAAUACUGGAAAUAAUACAACUUUUUAGUAAAUUUUGGGAGGAAGCGUCUCUUUCCUUUUUUUGAGCUCUGAAAACUAUUAGUGGAUUAUAUUCCAUUGACCUGACAUAAAGGUUGUAUAUUUAUUUGGGUUCUUUUUACAUUCUGUUCUUUGUAAAUGUUUGGUAUAAAAUGCACUUUUAAAAAAAAAAAACCUACCCAAUUUCUAGGAACUUGGGUAUUGGUAUUGACAAUAUGAGAAGCUUCUUCGGCUAGUAAUCAUGAACUGAUUGUCCAUCUUUCUCUUCCUUAUGAUUAAAUCAUGUGGCUGUUUUUUAACAGAGACAUUUUGUUGUUUGAAAUAUUAGUACCUGAAGAUUAGCCUUACAAUUAGGUGCUAAGGUGGGAGAUUUGUCAGGGCCACUAAAUAGAAUAAAGACUGGCUCAAACUCUAUCUUAUUUUCUUUCAGCAUAUAGCUAAUUGAAUUUUGUUCUUCUGACAAAAAUUUCCCCCCAUUUUUGGUGGAAUGUUUGCCCAACAUUAUGAUUGUCAAUGUGAUACCAAAACAACCAUCUGAAUUGCAUUUAGGGUAAGAGAUUGAAAAAAAGGAUUUUUCAUUGUGUAAACCAAAUAAAAUUUUGUGCUAAAUUUUUCACUCUGAAAUUGGUUUGUGUUGAGCCUUAAACCUGAUUAUAUAUUUGAAAAGGCCUAAUGCAAGUGAAAGAAAAUAAAAUUUACUGACAUAAAGCAAAAGGUGCAUGGAAAUAAUUUGUUCAUUCAUUUGUAAAAAAGCACAAUUAGAAGUUUUUUUUUUGUAGGCAGCAAUGAAGAUGAAUUGAUCACCUAGGUAUAUAUCCCUGAAUAUUGUUAAUGUUGACUUUAGCGAUUGACUAUAACUCUAUGUACUUGGAACUGGUUUCCUUCACUUUGUAAACUCAAUGAUUAGGAGAGGGGCUUGAACAUAUCAUUAAGCUGAGCCAGUUGGAAGGAUUUCAAAUAAAUCUAACAGGGUGCUGAAGUUCCAUCUGUCCUCAUCAGCUUUAUGUUAAGUUCACAUGAAUUAGUGAAUGUAACUUAAGCCUUUGUAUGUGUCCUCAGGGGCAGACUAGUUUUUAAGAGGGACCAGAUACAGUUUGAAAGGAGUAAGUGUAUUUUCAGGUGUUUUAGCUUGAAAAUUUAUUUUUUAAAAAAUAUAAAACUUUUAAAAAUACAGAGAAGCCUGUAAAGUAAGUUGAUAUUAUAAACAGGCAGACUUGUUUAGCACAGAAGUAAAAAAUAUUGACCUGUCUGCUGCAUUCUGGUACUGUGGGUACAGGUCCCCUAGCUGGGGGGAGGGAGGGGAAAUGAAAGGGGGAGGGAAGAAUUGGGGUUAGUUAUAUUCUUGACAAUUUGGGGUUUUUUUUCUCACCUGCACAUAAAAAAAUCAGUCCCUCAGGAAAUGUGGAGUAAUAGGUAAAUCAGUUAACCUACUUGGAGUAGAUGUUAUAAAAUGCUUGCGCCUAUUUAAGCAUGGAAUUUUCAAGAUUCAGCCUCAACUGAAUAGCUUGCCUGAGGGGAGGAUACAUCUAAGAUGAUUUGAAACUGGUGAGGAGAGGUGGAGAUCCCUGAAAAUAAAGGUCUUAUGUUAGUUGGCCAAAUGAAACAGUCUAUCAUGUGUUUGGGGGACUUUAUUUUAUGUUAAUUGAAUUGGUAAAAUGCUCUAUAGAAUGUUGUAUUUUUAUCCAGAUGCCACUCCAUUUUAUGUAUGUAAUAAAAUUAUUUAUAUUAAAAGUGGGAGAGCUAAAUUGUAGAAACUGCAUAUAUCUGACCUUCAAUAUUUCCUGCUAGUAUGGAUUUUAUUAGGGGGGAGUAAGAGUGCUGGGUCAUCAGUUUUCUGUGGUAGAAGUAUAGUCCCUGCCUGAUUUAUUCACAUGUUGGUUGUCAUCACCAAGAAAGAAUGAUUUCUAGUCCAAAUUUAUAAUUUAAUACUUUUUUUUUUUAAAAAAAUAUGAUCAGGGAAGUUUCUAGAGUUGUUUUGUUUUUGUUGUUGUUUUUAAAGAAAAUUGAGGUGAAUGUUACUUCUAUCCAUUUCUUACUUUACCCAAAACCAUCAGCACAAAACAGGGUAUUGAUCUUAACUCUUAAUAUUUCUUUUGGAGUGGAUUACAAAAUAAAGAACUAUAAUGGGGAAAACAGGUUUCUAUUAAAAUUCCCUACAUUCUAGAAACAUCCCUGUUUUAAUGUUUUUUUACUUAAAUCUUUUUUGUGCUUUAUGUAAAAGAAAAAAUGUACUGAGUUAUAAUGCAUUUUAUUAACACUAUGUACAUAUUAGCUGCUUUGUGUUUCAGAAUGGUAGUAAUUGCUUUGUAUAUUAAAGUGAUCCUUGUGAAUUUGUGAAUUGUCAUAAAGAAGUGCUUUUUCUUACUGUAAUCUUUGUGGUAUAAACUGUCAUAAUGCCCUUUUUACACCAACAUUUAUGUGCAGUCACAUAAACAUGCUUUUAAAAAUG